Molecule: messenger RNA, 3861 nt
Organism: Pomacea canaliculata
Lineage: Eukaryota; Metazoa; Mollusca; Gastropoda; Architaenioglossa; Ampullariidae
Product: sodium-dependent glucose transporter 1-like
Exons: 4
Coding region: 561-2078 (505 amino acids)
Biological process (GO): transmembrane transport
Source: RefSeq, a predicted model, not a curated record
UCAUGUUGAGACCAAACACACAAGUUCUUCCCUUGUACGCACAGCGUGGUGACCCAUCCUGCAGCCUGACCUUCUGUAGCUGACACAACAGUGUGAAGCCACAAGUUGUGUAGGUCCACCAACUGUACGUGUAUGUCUGGAUAGUGGAUAUGUAGCAACACGUAUCAUGGCGACUACAGAGGCGGUGCCAGCAGCGAGAACAUUUGGAAGGCAAGAUGCUGGCACAGAUAAAAUGGAGAGACUGGUCGUAUCUCGCUCACAUCAAAGCACACACGGCAUUCAGACUGCGGCAAGCAUAUCUGUUCUUUAGUAGGGUAUUGUCGAUGUUUAUUUACGCCAAGUUUAUUUCAUUCCUUCUCACAGAGGCGGAGCGUAAAGUGUCUUUGCAAGCACUCGGUGCACACGAUCGCACAGAUGAGGGCCUUAUUUUCUAGGCAUGGGGACUCCAUUGUGUAGAUGCUACAACAAAAACAGUGGCUAGCGUAUGUCAGUGGUGCUUCUGUCUUCUUGUCUUUUGAUCAAGUCGUUGUGGACGUCGCCGGUGACACUGACCGUCUACUAUGAGACUCAAGGCCUUUACUGUUCUGGCUCAUGACGGCCGUGGGACAGGUAGAGGGAGGCAGCAGGAGGACCUGCCUGGCCACGGACUUGAACGCUUGCAGUACCGCCGGAAGGUCGUCCACACCGUCUGGCUUUCUCUAGCUUCCUUCGUCUGCGGUUGGGUGGUGGGACAGCGCGGACCCUCCAUCCUGGAGCUGGCACGCGCCGCUGACUUGACCGUGAGGAGGAGCUCCACCCUAUUUGCACUGGGUGCCGGAGGCUACCUGAUGGGCUGUCUUGCCAGUGGAGUGACAUUUGGGCGUUUCCACAAGUUAAUGAGCCUCUUCUGGUCUGCCAUUGGCCUGGGCGCCACCACCAUCGUGUUGCCCUUGUGUUCUUCCUACGAGGUCCUGGCUGCCCUGUACUGCUUUAACUUUGUCUUCGUCGGCUGGCUGGAAUCAGGCUCGUGUGCAGACGUCGCCAGGCUGUGGGGUCUUCUGGGCAUACGUGUUCUACAGGUCCUGCAGCUGGCGUACAUCACAGGUGGCGCUGUGUCACCAGUCGUCUCCAUGAUCUUCCUCGUCGAUGGGUCGCGCGAGGAUGGCGUUAUCGACAGAAACGAGGAGGCUCUUUCCUGGAACUAUUCUGUGGACGAUGUGCGUCAAGCGCAUUCCAACAGUCACGAGCCUAUUGAGCAACUACUGCGUCGACCGCUAAGCGAAAACGUCACUGUGCGGAACUCACUGACGUCACUGGGCACGCACAGAGUUCACUACGCCUACGUCAUCAGCGCCCUCUUGUGCCUGGUGGCAGCAGCGCCAUUCCUUGUGAGUUACAUCACGCGCGAGAAGCAGCGACCCUCGACACACAGACCUCGGGAACAGGAAAUGACCCCGGAGCAGAGCCGCUCAAGGCCGCUGCAGACCGUCAUCUUGACUCUCACGGGCAUUUAUUUUUUCCUAGUGUCUGCCGUGGAGGAGACUGUCCACCAGUUCCUCUUCUUGUAUCUGGUUCAGGAGGUGGGAUGGUCGUCCCAUCGGGCAGUCUUGGCCACGUCACUGUACUGGCUGUCUAUGGGUGUCGUUCGCCUCCUGGACCUGUUCUUGCCGCAAGCGUUGUUGAAGAUACUUCUUGUCCUGGCCACAUCCUGCAGCGCAUGCGCUCUAGGGGGUCUUCACGCAAGUGUCGUCAUGGGGUCAGAGGCCGGUGUCUGGUCCUGUGUGGUGUUGGUCGGCGUCUCCAACUCGUUUAUCUUUCCAGGAAGCUUUUCCUGGCUGGACUCUGCCGUCCUCCGCGUCUCAGGCAGCGUGGCGUUGGUCAUCAUGCUGGCCGGUUCUGUGGCCGGAAUGGUCAACCCGCUGGUGCUGGGCCCGCUGCUACAAGAGUACACCUACGCCUGGUUCGUCUACCUGCUGACGUCAGAGGUGACCCUCAGUUUGCCGGUGCUCCUCGUCAUGUACAGAAUCGCCAGCAUCUCCCCUGUCAACCGCCUGCAGCAAGGGAGUCAAAUAGAGAAAAUCACCGAAGAGGAAGUGUGAGGCACAACACUAAAGCGGUUUGGACACUAUGUCCGUAGGAAACUACGAAAGAUCCGAGCUCCUCAUGUCGGAAUACUGGAUAGUUGAAACAAAUUUAAUUAUAAGUAACCACGGCCAACACGCAGACCGUCUUGAGGCAGACCAAGACACUUCAAGCUCCUACAUCUUUUGCGUCUUUAUAUAGAUAUAUACUUUGUUUUCUCUUCUCUCUCUCCCUAUGUGUGUGUGUUAUUUGUGGACAAUCAGCAAAUAGGCACAAAGAUAUGAUUGUUUGCCCGGCAUCAACUCUCUAAUUGCUCUCUCUGCGCUCAGCCACAUGUCAGACCCGCUGCCAAACAUGUGCACAGAAGGAUACGUAUGCACGCCCUCAUGUGCAACUGCUCGAGUGAUACAAUAGACAUGAUGGGGGUUUGUGUUGUCGUGGCUUGAGUAUUUCUCCUUACUGACAACUACUCAGACUUGGCACAACCGCACAGGUUGCUACUGUUGUGACUGAGUAUUAUUACUCUGUAUAGAGUGUUGUAGGCGUGUUUGUGUAUCAGUACUGCGGGAUGAGGCGAGAGCGCUACUGUUGUAAUAUUUUACUGCCAAUCAUUCUUUCUUCAUAAAAUCCACAACUCCGUUGCAUGUUUAAUGUUUAGAGCUAAGAAACUGGACCAUAUAUCACUCCUCUCCUUCACAUUUUUUGGGGGGAUUGUCUACCCAUUCGUUCUCGAAUUCGAGAUAUACAAACUGUCUGCGCUGUGUUUGAAUUUCUUUGCAAGCUCUUGUCCUUCUUCUCUGAACUUCUCGUCUUCAACAUCUCGGCUCUUCGUCUGAUGGACGUAUGCCAUCCCUGUCCCCAGAACAACCACAUAUGGUUACCUCUUCCGUAUACAUUAUCCAAACACCCUUUCCCACAAUGCAAGUCCUUUUUCACACCCUUCCCUGCUCGUCUUCUUUUUUUUUUUUAGUCUCAGUUCUUGUUCUUUGGUUCCUCUUUGCGUUUUCUGUAUUUGAUUUUAUUCUUCGUCAGUAUUGUUAAAAGUACAAAUACAGAAGCAAUUUUUUAUUCUUCUAUAGUUUAUAUAUUAUUUGCUUGUUUUCCUGUCCCUCGUAUUCUGUCCCUGUUUCAUUCUUGUUCUUAGGCACUAAGAGCAUUAUCCUUAGGAGUGCGAGUAUGUGCUUUACAAAGGUUGCAUUUAUUAUUAUUAUUCUAUUAUCACCGAAGUUUUAGUUACUGUGCUGCCAAACAGUGGAGCUCUCACCCCUUCCAUAUUCGCCACUAUUGAAUCCUUUAAACGUGCACUACAAACAUAUGUUCCAUGAGCAUUACUCCUGACACCAAUCCACAUAAUGCUUUGUUCUGACGAUGCAUGUAUCGUGCUGUAGUAGCAGUUUUUCAGAACCGGAGGAAACUGCACAAAUAAAAAUGUACAGGUUCGAGCCUGAGAGUUCCCUAGUCUCAAACACAUCGGAGGCACAUAGCGAUGCCGAUGACGAACUUCAUAUUAAUUAUAUUUCCAAUACUCGAGUCUGUUUUCAUCGCGGUUCUGAAAAACUGCUACUAUAGCAUGGUAAAUACAGGCUUUGGGAUUUAGAUUAAUCUUUGAGGAUUUUUUAAUACAAUCGGUGACACCACUGACUCAGCUAUCCCGCCAUUAGCUUAUAGAUUCUUCCCACUCGCACAGAGGUGCGCACGUGCAGUUUGUAAACAAAAUCAUUGAUGAUAAUCUUGGACACUUUUUUGUGAUCGGUCACGCAGCCUUCUUACUUUCUACAAAAAUAAAGGGAUAAGUAAAAA